Melanotaenia boesemani (Boeseman's rainbowfish) is the source of this 526-nucleotide messenger RNA. Its product is annotated as cytochrome c oxidase subunit 6B1-like. NCBI's taxonomy places the organism in Eukaryota, Metazoa, Chordata, Actinopteri, Atheriniformes, Melanotaeniidae. Gene Ontology annotation, cellular component: mitochondrion; respiratory chain complex IV. The record is from RefSeq and is a predicted model, not a curated record. Bases 191 to 451 code for a protein of 86 amino acids. The transcript is spliced from 4 exons.
CCUUGUCCCAGCAUGCCUUGCGUAUGUGUGGGUCUGCUCCUUUACUGUCAGCCGAACGAUGAACCGGUCACCAAAGAGAGAAGUGAUCGUGAUGAGAAGCGGCGGUGAGUUUGCCGCUUAAGUGGAGGGGAGAGCGUUUGCUGGCGGAGAGAGGCUUUUCCAUACCAAGAGAGAACCAGAAGGGGGGAAAAUGUCUGACGAAAUCAGCGAGAAGCUGAAGAACUACAGGACUGCUCCAUUUGAUGCCCGCUUCCCCAACACCAACCAGACCCGCAACUGUUACCAGAACUAUCUGGACUUCCAUAGAUGUAACAAAGCUCUUUUGGCCAAAGACCAGGACACAGCUCCCUGUGAGUGGUACCGCCGGGUGUACAAGAGCCUCUGUCCCGUUGGCUGGGUUCAUAAAUGGGAUGACCAGCUGGAAGCAGGAACUUUUGCAGGGAAGAUUUGACAGCCCAUUCCUCAUGAUUUAUUUUCUCAUCUUAAAAUCUUAGUUAUACAUUCCUAUAUUUAUGUACAAAAGCAG